Molecule: messenger RNA, 1764 nt
Organism: Lodderomyces margitis
Lineage: Eukaryota; Fungi; Ascomycota; Pichiomycetes; Serinales; Debaryomycetaceae
Exons: 1
Coding region: 1-1764 (587 amino acids)
Cellular component (GO): fungal-type vacuole lumen
Molecular function (GO): metallocarboxypeptidase activity
Source: RefSeq, a predicted model, not a curated record
AUGAACGAAAAGUCCCCAUUGCCAAUCCACAAGAAGGUGGAUGAGAAAACACGCAGCUGGAAAGGAUUUCAUCUCAUAUCUGGUGUUUUGUCCCUCUUGACAAUUUCAAUUUACUUGUCAACCACAUUUACCUUCCCAACUUGGAUUAUAAAAUCUGAACCUGAUAAUCCUGAUGGUCUUUGUCCAAUUGUACCAAAAAUAGAUCCAACAAAAGACAUCCAUAACCCCAAGUUACUCAAUUACAUCUUGUAUAAUGACAAGUUCCACAAGCAGGAACGGGAGAAGUUGCUUGGAGCAAUUCAAGUCCCCACUGAAGUGUAUGAUGAUAUGUUGAAUCCAAAAUCGGCUAAAAAUUUAGACAAGUUACUCCAAUCAGAACCAAGAUGGAAGCCAUUUAUCAAAUUUCAUCAAUAUUUAGAGGAAACUUACCCUUUGGUACACAAUCAUUUGAAGAUUGAAAAAAUCAAUCACUUGGGCUUGGUGUACACGUGGAAAGGUAAUGACAAAAACAAAAAACCAAUUAUAUUAGCAGCCCACCAAGAUGUCGUCCCAGUUCAACAGGCAACAUUAGACCACUGGACUUAUCCACCAUUUAAAGGUGGAUAUGAUGGUAAGUACUUGUAUGGAAGAGGGGUUUCUGAUUGUAAAAACUUACUUAUUGGGUUGUUGUCUACAAUUGAAUUACUUUUGGAAAAGGAAAAGUUUAAGCCCGAAAGAACCAUUAUAUUGGCUUUUGGGUAUGAUGAAGAAAGUGCUGGUACAGGAGCAGCCGAAAUAUCAAAACAUCUCUUAUCACGCUAUGGACCUGAUUCGAUUUUGCAAAUCAUCGAUGAAGGCAACGAAGCAUAUGAACAAGUAGAAGGAUUGAAUUUGAUUCUUCCUGCGACUGGAGAAAAGGGGUAUCUUGACUCAGUGAUUGAAUUGUAUACACCUGGUGGUCAUUCCAGUGUGCCCCCUAAACACACGUCUAUUGGAAUAAUGGCCCAAUUAAUCACCGAGAUUGAAAAUGAUUCAUUCCUGCCAUUACUCACACAAGCUAACCCAAUUAUGGGUGAACUAUUCUGUUUAGCUGAACACAGUCCUGCUUUAGACAAAACUUUGCGACGCAACAUCUUAAAAGCACAAGUUGACACUAAUGCCAAUAAAAAAGUUGUCGAAUACUUGGCAGAAAACCUCGAUACCAAAUACUUGAUCACCACAUCUCAAGCAAUUGAUAUCAUUGAAGGGGGCGUCAAGUCGAAUGCAUUACCUGAGCAUGUGUCAAUUUUGGUCAACUCAAGAAUUUCAGUUGAGGAAAGUGUUGAAGAUGUAGUCGACAAGUACAAACUUCAUGCUGAAAACAUUGCCAAAAAGUUCAGCCUUGGUCUUGUUGUGAAUGGUGAAGAACUAAUUGAACCAGCAAAGAAUGGAUACUUCAACUAUUCCUUAGUUGAACCUUUGCAACCAGCACCAGUCUCGCCCAUAAAUGGUGAAAGCUGGAAUGUCUUUGGUGGCGCUUUAAGGUACUUGUACGAAGACUUGGUUUUCCCCCAACUGAAUGAUACCUUUGUUGUAGCGCCAUUUUUAUCAACGGGAAACACCGACACCAAGUCCUAUUGGGAUUUGAGUAGAAACAUUUAUCGGUACCAACCAGGGCUCCCUAAUGAAGAUAGUGGUAUUCAUUCCGUAGAUGAGAGAUUGGUAUUUGAUGGACACUUCCAUAUUAUCGCUUUUUACUACUAUUACUUGCAACUUAUCGAUAAAGCUGAUGAUGCAAAGUUUUAA